Messenger RNA from Daphnia pulicaria, 918 nucleotides. It is a transcript of the gene thoc7, whose product is annotated as THO complex subunit 7 homolog. Gene Ontology annotation, cellular component: THO complex part of transcription export complex. Bases 146 to 703 code for a protein of 185 amino acids. The record is from RefSeq and is a predicted model, not a curated record. The transcript is spliced from 3 exons. Lineage: Eukaryota; Metazoa; Arthropoda; Branchiopoda; Diplostraca; Daphniidae. Gene Ontology annotation, biological process: mRNA processing; mRNA export from nucleus.
AUUUUUUCAAUUUUCAGUUCUUUCCUCAGCCGCUCAGCGACAUUCUGUUAGCUGCCCGGUUUGACAUCUCAAUAUUCUCAAAGCUUUACCAGUUAAAUUGUAUAAUAAUUAUUGGUCUUAUUUUUACUCCAAUCAUUAUCCACAAAUGGGAGAUGAAGAGAUCAUCCGAAGGAGGCUGUUGUUUGAUGGCGAAGGAACUGGUGAUGAAAGAAGACUUAAUGUAUUGCUUAAAGGUUUCCUAGCUUGGUGCAACUCUACAGAUAGUGUUGAAGAAACACAAGCAUCCUACGCUAGAAUGAUUGGUCAGAUUGCCCAAUGUGAAUUUGCUGCCACAAAAUCCUUGAGGUGCUGUGAAAUGAACACUGCAGAACAGCAACACUAUGACGACCUCUACAACCAGAUUGAAGAAGGAAUUGUGUCAGCUAAAAAAGACAUUGAAGCAACCAAGAAGGAGUUGCAAGAAGCAAGACAGAUUCGCAGGAAUAAAAUGGAAUAUGAUGCUUUGGCUGCUAUUAUUCAAACACAGCCUGAUCGAAAAAGCAACCAAGAGAAGUUAUCCUUAUUGCGACAGGAACUGGAAGCCUCAGAAUGUGAAUGUCAAAAACUGGAAGCCAAAUUAGAACAAAGACGCAAACAAUUCCACUUACUCAUUUCAACUAUCCAAGGAUUACAGCAACUUCUCAACGAUGAUGAAGCAUCCUAAUUGUUCAUUUUGUAUGCAUCCCUUUUUUCUAUUUUUUGAAUAAUAAUGCUAACAAAUAAAAAUCAUUUGAAACACCAAAAAAUCUAUGUAUGAAUAAACUAUCCAAACGAUACAUAUACGACUUGGAAUGCCAUAGAAGAAUGUUUCAAAAAAACACCACCAGUUCUUCUCAACUAUCCAUAGACCUCUGGUAAGGAAUGGGUAUAGGAAUAAGU